Molecule: messenger RNA, 3887 nt
Organism: Salmo salar (Atlantic salmon)
Lineage: Eukaryota; Metazoa; Chordata; Actinopteri; Salmoniformes; Salmonidae
Product: F-box only protein 30
Molecular function (GO): zinc ion binding; protein binding; ubiquitin protein ligase activity
Source: RefSeq, a predicted model, not a curated record
ACUUCCUAGAUUGAAGAUGUAUUCAUUUUUUGACCUAACUCGCAAACUUCUAUAAGGAAGGAACACCCCGACCCACAUGACAACCAUUGUCCAAUGGGAACACACAUCCCUAGGAUCAUCUCUCAGUUUAGAAUAGAGGGAGAAGCAACAGCGGACAACGCAUAGGGAGGUUGAUUGAAAGACAAGAGGAGAGAUGUGUAGGAAAAAAGUAGUUUACAUCCAUUUGUAACUGUAAUAUAAACGGACAAGUAGCUGGAUUAAUAUAGUCGUGGAGUUUGAGCAAUCGAGUCACGUCAACGCUACGUGUUGCGGACUCUCCCCUUCCCACCACCACACCUCCCUGCUCCUCCUUACACCCCUCCAGAAACUCCACUCCCCAUCUUAAAGAUGGAGCUGCAACAUACCCACUGUGUGACCUGCCUGAGUCAGCGGUGCAUGACCAGGCCUGAACCAGGUAUCUCCUGUGACCUGGUCACCUGCCCCUUGGUCUGCGGGGCCAUCUUCCACACCUGCAAAGGACCCGAGCACCGCCUCCUCUGCCCCCUGGAGAGGGUGCCCUGCCUGAACAGUGGCUUUGGCUGCCCUGCCACCCUGGUGCGGACCCGGAUUCCCGCGCACCUGGAAGUGUGCCCAGCGGGCGUGGUGUGCUGCACCAUGGAGUGGAACAGGUGGCCGAUCAGCUGCCUGGACUACACCUCAUACGAGAGCCUGAGCUGGGGGGUGGAGGAGACAGAGCAGCUGGACAUGGCGCUCGCUCUGCAGGACCAACACACGCUGAUCGAGUCCCUCAAGGUGGUCGCCAUGGCGCCCACGGUCGAAAGACAGCCAACGGUUGUCGCCGUAGAGAGCGAGAAGGACACUGCUUCGGACUCAGCUGUGCUGGUGGUGGCCGACCCAAUAGCUGCCACUUCUGAGUCACCGCCACCGUUGACGCCGCAGUCACCGCCACCGUUGACGCCGCAGUCACCGCCACCGUUGACGCCGCAGUCACCGCCACCGUUGACGCCGCAGUCACCGCCACCGUUGACGCCGCAGUCACCGCCACCGUUGACGCCGCAGUCACCGCCACCGUUGACACCACUGCUGGGCUCAGCAAAGGAUAAAAUUGCCAACGGAAUAAAUGGUUUGAACGAGGAGCGGUAUAGCAAGCUGUACGAGGCCACAGUGGAGACGGCGAGGAGCCUUGCCGCCGCGUUGGACGUCCUCAGCAGCGCUAACAACACCUCUGACAACAACACAGAGCAACACAUCAACGGAGGAGCAGUGCUGGAGCCUCAGCGUAGCGAGAACAGCAGUGACAGGAAUGAGGAGCUGCUGCUUCACAACAGACUGGAGGUCAAAGGUCCUGUAGCUGAGGGUGUGGAUUUGAAGGAGUGCUAUGGACAGCUGCACCAACUCCACCAGGCUACAAUCCAGCUGAGGAGGAGCCUGGUCACAGCCCUGGGUGACCUCGGCAACACAGUCAAAUACACAGACCCAAUCAACGGAGCCCCCUCUCACCCUCAGGCAGAACCUAACAGCAGCUUCCACCAAUUGGAAGAUGCAGACUCAAUGAAUGUUGAGAUGAAAGAUGCUGAGGCAGGGUCAUCAGUCGGACCACUGAGAGUGGUCAGCAGAACCGACAGUGAGGUUGCCAUGAAUGUUGUUGUUGAUGGCAACAUGCAGAUUGAGCUUUUAGGUAGGGCCUCAAAGAGUGUUGAGGGGAUAGAUGGACAGAGCCUAUGUAAUGGUUGUUUGAGUGGGAAAGGCUCCCAGAAGAGGCCACAGGAGCAGGUCUUAGGUUCAGAUUCAGCAGACCAGCAACAGCCUGGAACCAGUUGGUCCUCCAGUGAAACAGUAUGCCUAGUCAAGGUGCAAGAUGACUUGAAUCUGUCACCUGUGCCUCAAGGGUCCUGUGGGUCUCAGUCACAGCCACAACCCCAGUCUCACCCAGACCCUCCACUAGCACCACCCCUACAUAUCCACCAGGGUAUUGCACACAGGGCCAGCCACGUGGUGCUAGAGGACAGAGGGCUGGAGAGGAAGUUCCAGAACCACCAGUUGCUCAGAGGCUUGGGACAGUUUGCUCUGUCCAACGGACGAAGGGUCCGGGUUAGGUUUAGACCCAAAAUGGAGGACAAGGCAGUGGAUACGUCAGACCUGGAACAGGAGGACGACCCCAUGGGCCUGGGGGAGAUCGACCUGAUCACCGCAGCCCUCCUCUUCUGCCUGGAGGAGUCUCGCAAGUGCCGCAGGAUCUCUGAAACGACCUAUGUAGACGGCUUCCACGUUGACUUCGGCACGCAGACCUUCACUUUCCCAGCGGCCAUCUUGGUGACCAGCACAAGGGUGGGCGACGUAGCGUCUGCGGCUGCCUGCGACCACGCGCCCCAACUAUCCUACCCUAGCCCCUUCCGCACCCUCCGCCUGGACCUGGUUCUAGAGGAGGUUCCACAGAUCCGGAACAUGCCAUGUAAUCGGCUCCAGCAAAUGUUCUCCUUCGUUUGUGGCCAGCUGUUCCGCAGGGAUGAGUACUCCUCCCACUUCAAGAACGUCCACGAAGACAUCCACGCAGGCCUCAACGGUUGGAUGGAGCACCGCUGUCCCCUGGCUUACUACGGCUGCAACUACUCCCAGCGCAGGUUCUGCCCCUCAUCCCAGGGUUCAAAGGUCAUCCAUGACCGGAACCUUCGGUCAUUUGGGGUGCAGCCAAGCCCCGUUGGGGGGGAACCGUUGGGCGAGUCCCAAUCAGACCAGUUCAGUGGGCUUCCCUUUGAGGUGCUGGAACAUGUGGCCCGCUUCCUGGACGGCUUCAGCCUGUGCCAGCUGUCCGUGGUGUCGCGGACCAUGAGGGACGUGUGUGCUAGCCUGCUGCAGUCCCGGGGGAUAGUGGAACUACGGUGGGAGAGGAGGCAGUACCCAAACGGAACCUUCUCAUGGCAGAUCAAAGACAGGGUGUGGAGAUUCAGCACUGCCUUCAGCCCCGUUAGUGAGUGGCGGUUCGCCGAAGUCUCCAGCAUGUCCGACCACCUGAGGACGUGCCGCUACAACACCGUCGAGCGCAAGAUGGAGGCCGUUCCACUGCCGUCCAUGUGCACAGCCAGAGACAGAUCCCUCCUCUCCGUCUUGAAACUCCAGGAGCAACACAUGACCUAACCUCUGUUAGCUACACUGUGUAAUUUAAUACCGUAGGUUUUGAUGUUACAUGUAUUUUUUAUAUUGAAAAAGAAUGUGGGAGAAUCUCAAUUGCUUACUACUCGUGUCCUCUCCUCGCCUUCUCAAAACCCAUUGGAGGAAAAGGUCAGAGAGGAGGAACCUCUGGCUUUCUCAUCCAAUGGGUUUUGAGGAGGAGAGGACGUCAGCAGUAUGCAAUUGAGAUUCUCCCUGUGUCCCGUGUUGUAUGACGGUUGAAGAGCCUUAAUGUAUGAAAUAAUACUUGAUCUGCUUGACACACGGUUACAGUAGGUUUCUUGACCUGCAGUGUAUCCAUACUAGAUGUAAAUUAGUACUAUUUAACAAUUUAACUUGCAUGGUUUGGUGGUGUUUAAAUCGUGCCCCUAUUUUGGUAACAUGAUUUUCUUGGAUAAAUACUGACUAUACAUAGAAAGAAAUAUAAAUAUUUUCACUGUCUUGCCUUUCAGCAAGUUAUUUUCCAUAUAGCACUUUAAUGAAAUGUGCAAGUCCCUGGUCACUCUUACACCAAUGUACCAAAAGCAUCCUCAUUUUAAUGAAUAUGGCGGGAUCAGUAUGUGAUAUGUGCAAACUGGACUUGAAGGACCAGUGGGUUGGACCAGAAAGUGACCACAACAUACAAAACAAAGAAAGAGAAGUCAUGCGUGGUCACAUGGAGCUGUCCCAACAAUGCAUGUGAUUUUGUUGCUGUUUAAUAAAAUGAAUCUUCAAUAACA